AUGGUAAUUGUGAACGCUAACACAGACCAAGACUUCCAGAAUUUCAUAUCGCGUAACAGCGAUCGAGCACCUUAUUUUAUUGUCGAGGUGGACUCUCUCACCAUUGAUAUGCUGCACGGUGCUGAUAUUGAGCAUUUUAUGAAAAGCCUGGAUACAUGGAUUGAAGCAAACAGACUGAAAGGAAUAGCUCUGUUUGCUCAAAAUAGCCAGAAUGACAUGAGCAACCUAAUCGCCACUGUUCAGGAUAUAUACACACACUUUCAGAACACUGAUGAAAGACUCAAACUGAUAGUUGGUGUCGACCAUAUUAACCCCUUUGAGAUGCGCAUUCCUCGUGAAUUUGCUGGGUACUGUGACUUCUUGAUUUUGAUGGCACAUCUACGAGAGCCUCCUGCAAUAUGUGCUGUGGACUUCCCGUCUCGGGCUUAUGAGGAAUCAGACUACAAAUUUGCUUUUCAGCUCUGGUGGGAAUCAAGAGGCCAGACCACCGCCUGCUUUUCUGUCAACUUGGCUGUGCGGUCAUUUCUCGUAACUAAGAGAAGAGAGACAGAAAUCUGCACCAAGGAAUCUCUACAGAAUUAUGCUAUGGCUUGCAAUGCCACACUUGACCAUCCACUGCAAAAUAGCACUCUGACUGAAAUUAAGUACUUGCCUGGAAAGCAUCAAGUUGUGUCUUACGAAGGAACAGUGUCGUUAGAACACACGGUGUCAAUUUUGGACGAAAAAGUAGAUGACCUCUGUGUUGCAGCCUUUCGAGUGGACCUUGAUGACCCAAAUAAAGAAUGUGCAGCAAAUGAACAGCCCUUGCCACGGCUGUCACUGAUCAGAAGUCUUUUGCACCCGAAAAAUGUCACUGGCAGGAACACAGAGGCUUCUACACAGGCUUCGGUGCCGGCAAGCCCAAGUCAUCACACUAAAAAGAAACAUGCCUUAAUUUGUGUAACAACAUCUGUAGAUACACUGCAUUUCCUAAGCGAUCCUCUCUGCACUCAUCUUGUCUAUUCAUCGGUGUCCUAUGACAAGGGAGGUCGCUCAUACAUUGCCGCAAGUGAAAAAGCUUUCCGGAACUAUUUGGCCAUGAAAAAAGGAGGGAGGCCUUCACUUUUGGCUGAAGUUGAUAGCCGCAGCAUCGAUCCUUCAGACAAAGGCACUGCACAUAAGAAUGCUCUACAGGAACUGGCUGACUGGGUUCACAACUAUGAUUUGAAUGGAAUCGCAAUUUUUAUGAAGGACGUGAAUGAGUCUGACGAGUGGCCCGACUUAGCAGAUAGGCUUUCAAAGCAGUUUGGCACAGACCAAGCAGAACUCGUGCUUGUUGUUGGCAUAGAUAUGAAAAGUCCGUACAAGACUGUCUUGAGUGAGGCAUUCACUGGGAAGGCACACUUCCUAGUCCUUAUAACCAAUAUCAGACAGCCCGAGACACCCUGCAAAGUGGGCUUUCCCUCCAGGCCUCAUAAGGAAAGUGACACUACAAAGAUGAGCAAAAUUGUGCAGCAGUCCCAAAAUGUGACUGUCCCCUGUGUCACAUUUAACCUUGCAGUUCGAAAAUUUCAUUUGGUGCAGCCGGGCUACUCUGGAGAUUCGUGUGAUGAAGAGCACUGGGUUGACUACGCAGAGGCUUGCCGAACAACAUCAAAGAAUGGCAACAAUCUCUAUGAAACCCGCUACACUUCUGAUGAUUCCAAUAUAUUGACGUAUGAAGGAAAGGUUUUCAUUCAGCACAAGAUGUCUUAUAUGACUGGCUUUGAACAUGACUUUUGUGUGACUGUAUUUGAAGUAGACCGAGAGAAUCCUACAGACAAUUGCCCAUCAGAAGGAGGGCCCUUCUGGCGGCUACGCCUCAUCAGUGAAUACCUUCUAGACAUAGAAAAGAUGAAUCAUGAAAUGGGGUCCACGUCAUCUACUCCAAAUAAUGUGACUGUGAAGACAGUAGUACCAAGAGAGAAACGACAUGACAUAACCCUUAAAACUGAAACUGAAUCUACAGUUACAGAGGCAUCUACAUCACAAGAAGAUACAAAGGAACCGUUUAUUUCAACUAGUGGGGACUUUGUUCACAAGAAGGCUCCCAAGUUCAGCCUAAUUUGUGUGGCCAGCAUGGUUGAUACACUGCACUACCUUGUGGACAAAAUCUGUAACUACGUUGUGUACUCCAGCGUUGCUUACAAAGAUACGGGCCAUAAAUUCGUUGCGACAAACGCACGAGCGUUUCACAGCUUCUUGGCCCUGAAAAAGGGCAUAAUUUCCUCAUCAUUACUGGUCGAAGUGAAUACCCUGAAAUCGGCGGGUGUACUUGAGGACGAACACAAAGCUGACAGCUUCAUUCGUUCCCUUCUCAGUUGGAUGCGAAAGAAGAGACUAGAUGGUGUCAUGCUGUCUUAUGACACAUUUGUGACUAAUGCAGAAACCUUCAAGACUGUGGCUAAGAACGUGUGGCAUCAUUUUCAAAGAAUGCCUGUAAAGCCUAUCCUUGUCAUCGGUGUUAACUACAUGAAGAGCCAUGAAACACGUUUAUCAGAUGAACUAACUGGUAACUGCGACUUUUUGAUACUGAUGACACAUGCAAGAAAACCCGAUGGCCAUUGUAAAGUGGGCCUUCCAUCUAAGCUGCAUACCAUGGAAGAUAGCGAUUACAUGGUUCGACUUUUGGAGGCAUCCAGAAACAUGACGUCGCCUUGCAUUUCAAUGAACAUGGCAGUUCGCGACUUCUUCAUCGGCGAAGCAGCUGAAGAGAGAGAAAACUGCAAAGCUGAGAGUUGGAUACAGUACAAAUCGGUUUGUGGAAUCGAUACAGAAAGGACUGAUGGCAUGUUUGAAGUUGCUCGUGCAAAGAACAACACAAAUAUUCUUACCUUUGAAAGCAAGGUAUCCAUCCAGCACAGGAUGUCUAUGCUCUUGGGUGAGGUACCAAACUUCUGCGUGGCUGCUUUUCGAGUGGAGAUGGAAGAUGCACAAAAUGAUUGCCCAAGUUUGGGGAAGCCAUUUUCAAGGCUGGUGCAUAUAAAGAGUCUGCUGAACACAGCCAAAGAAGCCUAUAAACUACGACGACAAGUCCCACUUAAGGGAAAGCGAAAACCUGAGCAAGACGCUUCACAAAUGCGCCUGGGAGAAAAUGCAUAA
Molecule: messenger RNA, 3120 nt
Organism: Rhipicephalus microplus (southern cattle tick)
Lineage: Eukaryota; Metazoa; Arthropoda; Arachnida; Ixodida; Ixodidae
Biological process (GO): chitin catabolic process
Cellular component (GO): extracellular region
Molecular function (GO): chitinase activity; chitin binding
Source: RefSeq, a predicted model, not a curated record